This is a messenger RNA of Mizuhopecten yessoensis (Yesso scallop), 7584 nucleotides long. RefSeq names its product sodium leak channel non-selective protein-like. Bases 307 to 5739 code for a protein of 1810 amino acids. Gene Ontology annotation, cellular component: membrane. Gene Ontology annotation, molecular function: monoatomic cation channel activity. The record is from RefSeq and is a predicted model, not a curated record. Lineage: Eukaryota; Metazoa; Mollusca; Bivalvia; Pectinida; Pectinidae. The transcript has 41 exons. Gene Ontology annotation, biological process: monoatomic ion transport; transmembrane transport.
CUCAAAGACUUCCGGUUUACCGAGAAUGGAGAAAAUGAAGAUUCUGAAGGAACUCGGAGGGAAAGGAUGAGGCUCAUUGAUGAACAGGCUGUUCAUGAGAAUGAAGAAACUCAUCAAUGGAAAUGCUGAGGAUUGACAAACCUUAAUUUUAACGUAUUUUGGUAAAUCCUUAUGAACAAGAUAUUGACAAUAAUGGGCAAAAUUAAAAGAGAACCAAAUGAAAUGGUUGAGUAUUGAAUUGCAUAAUGAUUUAUAACAUAAGAUGUAGUCGGGGGUAGAUCCCAUUGGCUUAUGACAACCAUUUAAAUGUUUUCCCGUAGUUGUCUCCCCUGCUUUAAACUUGGUCUCCAGCGUCCACUCCGACAAAGAAAGAUGCUGGUCAAUAGGAAGACAAGUUUCAAGGAUAGCCACCCACUGGCUGACUACGGGCCGGACGAGAAUCUCAAUGACAACAUCGAUAUUGAUUGGGUCAACAAAACCUGGGUGCGACGGUUGCUACGUUUGUGUGCCCUCAUCAGUAUAAUGUCCGUCAGUAUGAAUACUCCCAAGACUUUUGCGUACUAUAAGGAGCUGGAAUACUUCACCUUUGCUUUCGACCUUAUUGUGACCUUCCUGUUCACCGCUGAGAUGAUAGCAAAGAUGCAUAUCAGAGGAAUAUUAAAGGGUGAGGCUCCGUACCUGAAGGAUAGAUGGUGUCAGUUUGACGGCUUCAUGGUUCUUUGUCUCUGGAUCUCCGUGAUAUUACAGGUGUUUGAGAUGACGGGAGUUGUUGGACAAUUUUGGUCUAUUCUCCGAUGUCCUCGUCCUUUAAUUUUGAUCCGUGUUUUCAGAGUUUUUCUCAAGUUUCAACUGCCAAAGGCUAGAAUAAAUUCCAUAUUCAAACGAUCUGGCCAGCAGAUUUACAAUGUGACAAUAUUCUUCCUAUUCUUCAUGUCGCUGUACGGAAUCCUUGGAGUACAGUUCUUUGGAGAACUUAAAUAUCACUGUGUUCUCAACACCUCAGAUCCCAACAACGUCUCCAUCAUGGACCUUGCUAUCCCGGACACAUACUGCUCUCCCAAGCCUGAGUAUGGCUACCAGUGCCCACCUAAUAUGACCUGUAUGGAACUCCAGUUGGAACGGGGAGAGAGAGGCUUCAAUGGUUUUGAUGAGUUUGCAACAAGUUUUUUCACGGUGUAUGAAGCAGGCUCCCAGGAGGGAUGGGUUUUCCUGUUGUACCGUACCACUGACAGUCUACAAUCCUGGCUGGCCUUUGUCUACUUCACAACACUUAUAUUCCUCAUGGCUUGGCUUGUAAAGAACAUUUUCAUAGCUGUGAUCAUCGAGUCGUUUGCCGAGAUUCGCGUGCAGUUCCAGCAGAUGUGGGGGCCAAGAAAGAGUGCCCCAGACUCUGACUCCUCUCAGGUGAUCCAGACAGAGGGGAACACAUGGAAGAUGGUAAUGAUAGAUGAGAACAAGGCCCAGGGAAUGGCUCCCCCUGUGUUCCAAAGAAUCAUGUGUUCCAAUGUGUUCCACACAUUCUUCCUAUUGUUGGUCCUUGCCAGUGCCAUCACGGAAGCCAGCCUCUCCUUCGAUCACAAGACUCGUUUACCUGAAAACAAGCUAGAUGGAUUCUACUAUGCAGAGGUAGUGUUCACAGCACUGUUUGUGUUUGAGGCUAUGUUCAAGAUCUGGUGUCUGAGCCUACAGGGAUACCUGAAGCGAUCACUCCACAAGUUUGAGUUAUUGCUGGCCAUUGGUACAAUGCUACAUAUCUUCCCCAGUCUCUACCGAUCACAGUUUACAUACUUCCAGGUGUUACGAGUUGUCCGUCUGAUUAAAGCCUCGCCAAUGCUUGAGGACUUCUGUUUUAAGAUAUUUGGACCUGGUAAGAAGCUAGGAAGCCUCAUCCUCUUCACCAUGUGUCUCCUCAUCAUUGCCUCCAGCAUCAGUCUCCAGCUCUUCUGUUCAAUCAAAGAUUUCAAGAACUUUGAGACAUUUGUUCAGUCCCUUAUGUCCAUGUUUCAAAUCCUGACCCAGGAGGGCUGGAUUGAUGUUCUCGAUGGCGUGUUGGCACACACCAGCAGUGGCUUUUUACAGCUGUUUAUUGCUUCUUAUAUCUGUCUGUACCAUCUCUUUGUAUCGUUGGCUUUCAUGUCAAUGUUUCAAAUUCUUGCUAAUAAGGGCUGGAUAGAAGUGAUGGAAAUCACCAUGUGGGAAACAGGUGAAAGCGUAGCGCCCUUGGUAGCCAUUUAUUUCAUAUUCUACCACCUUUUUGUUACACUGAUCGUGAUAAGCUCCUUCGUAGCGGUGAUCCUUGAUAAUCUGGAGUUGGAUGAGGACAUCAAAAAACUCAAACAGAGGAAGGCCCGAGAACAGAGCGCUGAGAUUCAGGAGACUAUGCCACUCAGACUGAGGAUAUUUGCUAAGUUUCCGAAUCACCCUCAGAUGGUUCACCUGACAAAGUUGACGGGAGAUUUCAGUAUCUCUGACAUCCGUGAGAGCUUCAUGCGACAAUUCAUGGGUCAGGAAUUAAACCUAACUGUGGACAUACAGGAACACCAGGAGGAGACAACUCCAUUUAUGAAAUCAACACCGCUGAAACUGGUGAAACACUCGGUGCAGGGGACAAAGAGUGGAGGAGUGGUGGAGAAGAAAAAUGGAAUCGCCAUGAUCGUUAGGGACUCGGCCCAGCAGAAGAUGCAGGUUUGCGGAUCAACCCAGCUGGUGGCAUCUGGGCCAAAGUCCCUCCUGUCACAGCAGUACCAGCUCCGUAUGGACAGGAGACUUUAUCCCAAAACGAGUAUGAGAGGUUCCCGGCCAGGCAGUUUGAGAACAAGCACCAAAAGUCCCGGGGGAACUGCGAAAGAAAACGGCGAUCUCCAUUAUGGUGUUUCCCACAUCAUAAACCGUCGUAAUGAUGAAUUUGACAUCAAAGUGUGGCAGCAGAAAAAGCAGCAAGCAGAAAUCAAAAGGAACCAACAGGAGGAGGACCUUCGAGAAAACCAUCCAUUUUUUGACACGCCUCUGUUUGCUGUUGGAAGAGAGUCUCGGUUCCGUAAAUUCUGUCAAGUGGUGGUAAAUGCAAAAUACAACUACAUGUUGAGAGAUCCUGUUACUGGCAAAGAUAUCAACAGCAAGUACAAACGUAUACAUAAGCUGCUGGGCCUGGUGACUUACCUUGACUGGGUUAUGAUCAUGGUGACCAUCAUGUCCUGUAUCUCCAUGAUGUUUGAGACACCCCUCUUCCGACUCAUGGAUCAUCUCAGCCUCAAGGUGACGGAGUACUUCUUUGUGAUCUGUAUGAGUAUUGAGAUGGGACUGAAGGUUCUGGCCAAUGGCUUCUUCUUCACUCCUAAAGCUGUAAUCAAGGACUUUGGAGGCAUUCUUGACCUCUUCAUCUAUUCAGUUAGUGUGAUCUUUGUAUGCUGGAUGCCACAGGAAGUGCCGCCGAUCUCUCUGGCCCAGGUGUUUGUGAUCCUACGCUGUCUCCGUCCACUCCGAAUCUUUGUACUUGUCCCACAUAUGAGGAUGGUGGUAUAUGAGCUGGUCAGGGGAUUCAAGGAAAUUCUGUUGGUAUCUGUUCUGCUGAUCGUCCUCAUGUUCCUGUUCGCUACCUUCGGUGUGCACCUACUGGGGGGUCGUUUGGCCAGGUGUAACGACCCUGCCAUCCUAUCUAGGGAGAACUGUACGGGAAUCUUCCUGAAUCAGGUGUUUGUUACCAAGAUGAAAGUGAAAGUCGUCAAGAACCAGCAGCCAGGUUUCUAUGUUCCGAGGACAUGGACAAAUCCGUACAAUUUUAACUUUGACAACAUUGGAAAUGCCAUGUUAGCGUUGUUUGAGGUGCUGUCUUUGGAGGGUUGGCUGGAAGUCAGGGAUGUGAUUAUAGAACGUGUUGGAACGGUCCACGCCAUUUACGUACAUGUGUUCGUGUUUAUUGGCUACAUGAUUGGACUGACACUGUUCGUCGGUGUGGUCAUUGCUAACUACAGUGAAAACAAGGGGACAGCUUUGCUCACUGUGGACCAGAGGAGAUGGCUGGAUCUCAAGGGCAGAAUCAAGUUAGCUCAGCCUCUUCACAUCCCCCCUAAACCAGAUGCCACUGGCCUCCGAGCCAAGAUGUAUGACAUCACACAAGACACCAUGUUCAAACGUGCCACAGUCCUUCUUGUUCUCCUCAACUGCAGCCUCCUAGCAGUACCAUGGAAGGAAUCAAACAUGCCCACGACCUAUGCCCUGGCUACAGUAUGUGCUAUUUUUACCAUGAUGUUUUUCUGUGAGGUGGUGAUGAAGAUGAUAGCUCUGUCGCCGCGCGGCUACUGGACAAGUCGUAGAAACAGAUUUGAUAUGUUUGUCACCUUUCUAGGACUCAUCUGGAUCAUCCUCAAUUUUACAAUAGGGAAUGACCAGACCCAUUCCUUCGGCUUUAUUGUGAUUGUUCUGCGGUUCUUCACCAUUACAGGAAAACAUGCAACACUCAAGAUGCUGAUGCAGACUGUGGUCAUGUCCGUGUUUAAGAGUUUCUUCAUCAUCAUGGGAAUGUUCAUCCUUAUGAUGUUCUAUGCCUACGCUGGUGUGAUCCUAUUUGGCACGGUCAAACAUGGCUUCGACCUAGGAAGACAUGCCACAUUUGGAACCUCCUCCAACGCUAUAGCUCUGCUGUUCAGGAUUGUCACCGGGGAAGACUGGAAUAAAAUUAUGCAUGACUGCAUGGUGAGUCCUCCGUUCUGUACGCUGGCUGACCCUGGCGAGAAUUACUGGGAGACAGACUGUGGUAACUUCACAGCAUCACUGCUCUAUUUCUGCUCCUUCUACAUCAUCAUCACCUACAUUGUCCUCAACUUGCUUGUUGCUAUCAUCAUGGAGAACUUUUCCCUGUUCUACUCCAAUGAGGAGGACGCCCUACUCAGCUACAGUGACAUACGAAACUUCCAGAACACCUGGAAUCUGGUGGAUAUCAGUAGGAAGGGUGUAAUCUCUGUGAGAAAGGUGAGACUGUUACUACGGUUACUGACAGGUCGUUUAGAGGUCGACUUGGAAAAGGACCGCCUCCUCUUCAAACACAUGUGUUAUGAGCUGGAACGACAACAUGGAGGCGCCGAGGUCACAUUUCACGAUGUGUUAAACAUGCUGGCGUACCGGUCAGUGGACAUAAGUAAGAGCCUGCAGCUGGAGGAAUUGCUCGCACGACAGGAGCUGGAGUGUACUAUAGAGGAGGAGGUGGCCAAACAGACCAUCAGGAACUGGCUGGACAAGUGUCUUAAGAGGAUAAGGGCGAGAGAGCAUUCCAAUAUUCUGACCAACCUGCGGGCCACCAAUGAGCCGUUGUUUACCGUCACAGAACAGCCGUCCAGUGCCGCGGAGAGUAGUGAGGAGAGUAAGGAUGAGGGUCCAACACUACCCCGGACCAGGAAAAAAGGGACUGUGGAGCUCCAGCCUCCCAACAUCCUAGUACAGCCUCCACCCCUCUCCCCCCAGGGCUCCUUUGUCAGGAAGUACUUAAACCCCACCCUAGGGGAUGGUCUCAACCGGGGGGACAAGGAUAGACCUGGGCUCAAAAAACGCAGCAUUAGAAACUCCUCAGGGGCCAAGACCCUUGGGGUUAGUCUGGGCCAGGUGACUGAGACUGCCCCAGAAGAUGUGUCACCCACACAUGAGAAAGUGCUGCAAACUGUCCUGAUUGGAGCUAAUGUGUCCAACAAUGUUCAGUCAUGGUGGAAGGAUCAGCUAGGGGGAUUUCCUGUACUUGAUAUUGACUAACUGGAGGAUUUCCUGGAUCCUUCAGUAGGGAGAUAGGUUUUGGAAGGCAAAUGGUCUCCUCCUUGAAUAUAGUUGGGGGUACCCUUUCUUAAAAUCUUUAAAUAGAGUUGGGGGUACCCUUUCUUAAAAUCUUUAAAUAGAGUUGGGGGUACCCUUUCUUAAAAUCUUUAAAUAGAGUUGGGGGUACCCUCUCUCAAAAUCUUUAUAAAGUUGGGGAUUUUAGAGGGUGAUUUCAGCAGUUCUCAGGUAAGGAGGACUGUCUAUAUGUGAUCAGAGAUAACAAAAAUAAAUCUGGGGAGACUCUUUCUUAAGAUAGAACUAAAGGGUGAUUUCCUACCUAAUUAUAGAGAGAAUGGGAUAGACCAGGAAUGACACAUGUAUCCUUCAUAAAAAAGGGAUUCCUGGGUUUUUUUAACAUAAAAAAACAUGUUAAUGGGUUAGAAAAAAAUAUUUUUGCAGUAAUUAUUGCCCGUUCAAUAUGUUUAAAGAACAAAUUGUGCAUUCUAUGAUAUUAUUUGCAUUGAAACCAAAAAAUGAAGGUUUAUUUGUUAAUAGAAUAUAUAGAAGUUGAAUGAUCACUCAAUUUUAAUGAAACCUUGGUUUUAUAAUUUGUAUGUGAACAAUUUGUUGUGCAUGAUUUUUGAUGGACCAGUUUCACAGGCACUAGACUUCAUGUUAUGUUAUUUCAUGCAAAGAAUUUUUUAAUUUCAAAAUCUGGUAAUAUAUAUCUUUCAUUCAUUAUUGAAUUUUGGUCCUAUGGAAUCUAUAUUAGUGUAUUGGUAAUAUAUUAUGUCCCGGAGAUGUUUAUCAAUUAAAACAAGAUAUGUGUGACUUUAUGUGUGCAAGUUAAGUCCACUAUCAUGAACACACUUCAGUAAAAAAGAUAUAUAAUAAAUGAUGAUGUCAUCAUUUUUUUAAUUGUAUAGGACACUAACAGAUGAGAAUGAGAGGUACAGUGGAGUUACCUCCCUUCCAAAGUGUCAAUUUUGUUCAUACAAAUUAUUCUGUUUUACCUUGAAGUGCAAUAUAUAAUUGUUUACUAUGUGUGCAAUACCAGCUAGGGGUGAGGAACAUGUUUAUGGUUGUACAUCGUGGGUGUAAAUGUCCAGUAAAAAGAAAUAUUAAUUUAAGAUUGGUAUCAAAGUAAUGAUUGGUACUUGUCGAGAGAAAACAAAACUAAAUUUAAAUAGUCAUACAUUGAUCUAUAAUCAUUCAUUAGUUGUUUCACCAGAAUAAAGUCAAAACCUUCCAGCUUUUUUUUAAUACAUUUUCUUGGUGGACCUCAGUUAAGUGUUUAUGAUGUUUUAGCUAUAACUUUUGUAGAAGUGUUUGAUUUUAAUUCCUUUUUAUAGUUUUAUCUCUUAAGAUAGAUUUGUAACAUUUACUUUUUUAUAGUUUUGUUGGGGGGGGGUUCUAGAAAAAGAGUAUUCUUUAUCAAGCAACAUACUUACUGUACUAUCAGUCAUUGAGAAGUGGACACAGCCCAGUGGAUGUUUUUUAUUUGGUUUUUUUUUUAUGUUUUGUUAAUUGUACACCAAGACUGGUCCACAGAAGUAAGAUCUUUGAUAAACCGUUCAUCUAAAAUCAGACAAUGAUUUAAAUUUUCUAAAUUAAUUUGGAAAACAGUGGAAUACCAUUUCAGAUAUUGCUAUGGCUUCCCGAGUAUUUUGGUUCUAUACAAACCUAUUACUGGUACCUAUUUAUUGAGAUUUGGCUGAGAAGUCUACAAGGAAUCUGUGAUGAUACUUUAGACAUGUACAUCAGCCAAAACUUGUUGUUAUAUCAAGUAUGUGUUCUUAUAUACAUAUAUGUGAUGAUAUAUAUACUUAAUAAAUGUAUGUUGAU